This is a messenger RNA of Ichthyophthirius multifiliis, 408 nucleotides long. RefSeq names its product v-type c subunit family protein, putative. Lineage: Eukaryota; Ciliophora; Oligohymenophorea; Hymenostomatida. Gene Ontology annotation, biological process: proton transmembrane transport. The transcript is spliced from 5 exons. Gene Ontology annotation, cellular component: proton-transporting V-type ATPase, V0 domain. The record is from RefSeq and is a predicted model, not a curated record. Gene Ontology annotation, molecular function: proton-transporting ATPase activity, rotational mechanism.
AUGUCAUAGUAAGCUUAAGAAGGAAUGGGUAUUGAAUAUUUAUUUGGAUAUGUUGGAGUAGCUAGUGCAUUAGUUUUUGCAAAUAUUGGUGCGGCAUAUGGAACAGCAAAAUCUGGAGUAGGAAUAUCAUAUAUGGGAAUAUCAAAACCUGAAUUAAUUAUGAAAUCAAUUAUACCUGUUGUUAUGGCUGGUAUUUUGGGUAUUUAUGGUAUGAUUGUAGCUGUUAUUCUUGUUUAAAAAAUUAACAAAAAAGUUUAUUCAUCUUACGAAUGUUUUUCUCAUUUAGCUGCUGGGUUAUGUUGUGGUAUUUCUUCGCUUGCAGCUGGUUUGGCUAUUGGUGUUGUUGGCGAUGCAGGCGUUAGAGCAAUUUUGGAUUUAAAGAAGUUGAUUUUCGGAAAGUUCUGUUGA